Ictalurus furcatus (blue catfish) is the source of this 2671-nucleotide messenger RNA. It is a transcript of the gene ldhbb, whose product is annotated as lactate dehydrogenase Bb. Bases 1355 to 2422 code for a protein of 355 amino acids. Gene Ontology annotation, biological process: carboxylic acid metabolic process. Lineage: Eukaryota; Metazoa; Chordata; Actinopteri; Siluriformes; Ictaluridae. The transcript is spliced from 8 exons. The record is from RefSeq and is a predicted model, not a curated record. Gene Ontology annotation, cellular component: cytoplasm. Gene Ontology annotation, molecular function: L-lactate dehydrogenase (NAD+) activity.
UUUGAUUCAGAAAUUCCCUUUAGUCAAAAAAUUGCAGCUGUUUGAGCCCUUGGGUCGCGGCUUAAUUGUGGAAACUGACCUGAGUCCAAUUUCCAUGCAGCUCGAGGUGUUGGUUUUAUAUUCAUGAAUAUGCGUUUGGGGCGUCUGGGUGGGCAGGCAUGCCAUGCAAAUCAUAUUCAAAAUCUCACCUGGUUGUCUUUGGCCAACAUAACCAGUGUCCUCUUUAAAGCCAGGUGUUCUCCUUUUGAUAUAAAACUGAUUUACAUCAGCAACAUGAAUAGACAACCCACUGCACAAAAUAGUGUCUAUUUUUGGUCAGUAGUUUUAAGAACUUUAUUAGCGUGUUACAUUCAGGUCUUGUUUUUCCACACCUAUAUAACAAUUUGGUUAAAGUCUUCUGACUCUUACAAUGCACCAAUUCUUUAAAAUUUCUUGAAAUGAGCUAGGCUAGAUAAUGUGUUUAUUGACCAUUGGUAAGUGUUCUUGAACAAGUUCUCUAAAUUGGUUUCUUGAAUGUUUUGCAGUUAGGGUCUAUUUAAAUUUAUGGACCCCUUCACUACAGAUUUAUUUUAGAAACUAUUAAAAAAAAAAAAAAAAAGUCACAUUAUUUAAAUGUGUAUGAUAAUAUUUUGCCUAUGUAUUGAGCUAUUUUUUUUAAUGAACCAAACAAAUUUUUAUUAACAUUAUUAUUUGAUUGCAUUGACAUGAUUUUAUAGCUUUAAUAAUGGUUGGUUCUGGUUUACACUACUGUGACAACUAGCAAAUUGCUAAUCUCUUGGGGUCCUGGAUCCCACUCUGAGAAUCGUUGCUCUAGACUAUAAUAUAGCUUAUAUUAUGCAUAACAAAUUGCAAUGAAUUUAACCAUCAUCGUGUUGCAGACCUCACACUCUUAACAGCUCAUCCUACUUUUUGAGAAUUUUCUAAUUUAGUGACUUGUCCUAAGUUCAUGAGGACAUGAUUAAAUGCAAUUAAAUUUCAAAAAUGAUGUUAAGUGAAUUGGUCAGUUUGCAAAAGCCAGUUGAAUACCAACUUGGUUUAAUUUGAGAAAUAGCUGGUUCAACAUACCAAGUUCAACAUUCUAUCAGUUGAUCUUUUCUUGAGUCUGGGUGGUUACCUCAGACAUUCACAGCAGGUCUCCUGGGAAGAAAGUGUCAUGGGAUUACAGUAACACCAUUAGCUGUCAGCAGACGAGGCCACACAGUCCUCAGCAGGAGGCGUGGAGUCGCUGAGACUCCUCCUUCCGUUCCUCUCCUCUCCUCUUGCUCUGUCUCUGCUGCAGCUUUAAGGAAGUGUUGCACAGCGACGCCACUGCCGAAACACUGCAGUCACCUACUGUCCUCUCAGCUGCCCUGCCAUGUUGAUUUCAUGGUGGUAUUUGUACCUGGGUGCUCACAGCAUCUACAAGCAAGUGCAAAACAUGGCAUCUGUGCUGCAGAAGCUCAUUACCCCCCUUUUCAAUGGACCAGUUGAGCCUCCCAGGAACAAGGUGACGGUGGUGGGAGUGGGUCAGGUGGGCAUGGCGUGUGCCGUCAGCAUCCUGCUGCAGGAGUUGGCUGAUGAGCUGGCCUUGGUGGAUGUGAUGGAAGACAAACUAAAAGGAGAGAUGUUGGACCUGCAGCAUGGAAGUCUCUUUUUCAAAACUCCUAAAAUUGUCUCAGGAAAAGAUUACUCAGUGACAGCAAACUCACGCAUCGUAGUGGUGACAGCAGGUGUACGUCAGCAGGAGGGAGAAAGCAGGCUUAACCUUGUCCAGAGGAACAUCAAUGUCUUCCAGCACAUAAUACCACAAAUAAUCAAAUACAGCCCCAACUGCAUCCUCAUUGUGGUGUCUAACCCAGUGGAUGUUUUGACCUAUGUGACCUGGAAGCUGAGCGGCCUACCCACACACCGCGUCAUUGGCAGUGGCACUAAUUUGGAUUCAGCACGUUUUCGGUACCUGAUGGCGGAACGACUGGGAAUCCACCCUAGCAGCUUUAACGGCUGGAUCCUGGGAGAACAUGGUGACUCCAGUGUUCCUGUUUGGAGUGGUGCAAAUGUAGCAGGUGUGAACCUCCAGAAACUGAACCCAGACAUCGGCCAAGACAGUGACAGGGAGAACUGGAAAAAGACUCACAAGAUGGUAGUUGACAGUGCCUAUGAGGUGAUCAGACUGAAAGGCUACACUAACUGGGCUAUUGGACUGAGUGUAGCAGAUCUCACAGAGAGCCUCAUUAAAAACCUGAACAGAGUUCAUCCCAUUUCUACCAUGGUCAAGGGGAUGUACGGGAUCACCGAUCAUGUGUUCUUGAGCCUCCCGUGUGUGUUGAACAGCAGAGGAGUGAGCAGUGUGGUAAACAUGAACCUGACCCAGGACGAGGUGUCUCAGCUGAAGAAAAGCGCAGACACACUGUGGAACAUUCAAAAAGACCUGAAAGAUCUGUAAGAGUCGUGCUCACUAGAAAGCGCGCUUGUUCACAAGCUUUCCGAGCAAACACCUCAACUAAUACAGCAGCUUUAGAAUGUUUGUCUUUUAUCUCCUUACAACACUAAUAAUAUUAUCAAAUACAGAUGCAGGUCUAGAUGCAGCUCUCAUCUGCUAUGUGCAAUCACCAUGCAAAUUGUAUGCACAUUGAAUGUGCACAUUCGUUCUUUAUUGUUGUUAGUUUGGAAAUAAAGACUCAAAUAGCCAAUA